Molecule: messenger RNA, 1318 nt
Organism: Caenorhabditis elegans
Lineage: Eukaryota; Metazoa; Nematoda; Chromadorea; Rhabditida; Rhabditidae
Gene: clec-19
Product: C-type LECtin
Exons: 4
Coding region: 1-1245 (414 amino acids)
Molecular function (GO): carbohydrate binding
Source: RefSeq, marked reviewed
AUGCUGCAAUUUCUAGCAUUCCUUCUUGUUUUUCCAUUUCUUGCGUCGGCCGCAAAGGAGCCUAUAUGCACUCAUGGCUUUACAUUAGUCAAGAACAGGUGUCUAAAACUGUUUCAUGAGCCAUUAAGCCACAAAAAUGCUGAGCGAGUCUGCUCCAAUUUUGGAGCAACGCUGGUCACUAUCAGGAAUAGUACGGAAAACCUAGAUGUAAUAGCUCUCUCCAACAAAGAACGCAAUGUUUGGAUUGGGUUGUUCUGUCUGAAAACGGACCUGUCAAGUUGUCUAUGGGAUGAUUCUUUGGGUUCCGCAGAAAAAUACAGCGGGUUUGAAUCUGAAGGAUUAAACAGCGAAAAAGGAAGAUGCGUGACUGUUAAUACUACAAGUGGAUAUUGGUCUAGCACUCAUUGCGAAAAAAAGGCCAAUAUGUUUGUUUGUGAACUUCCGACAACUUUUGAAGAUACCUGUCAACACAACUACAACGGCUUCUGCUAUAUACCGCACUCUCCGAAAUCAUUUAUUGGUGCUUUUACCACGUGUGAAAAAGAGUGUGGAGAAUUAGCUUCAAUUAACUCAGCAAAUGAGAAUCGAUAUUUAAACACUCUAGCAAGCAUCUUUUCGCCAAAUGAGAAUGUAUUCAUUGGAGCUGUUUGGCAGUCGUUUCAUGCGCCCAGAUCCGACUGGAAUUAUGAAAAAAUGGACCCAUUGCAUGAACGAGUAGAUGCGUGUGUUGUGGUUUCUGGAGAGCGGAGUAAGGUUUGGGGAUAUUGGUACACCGCAGAUUGCGAUAGUAAACAUAAGUUCUUCUGCAAACGCUCUGCUGGCUUGAAAUGUAAUGGUGACUUUGAAACGGUAACCGUUGCACCGUGGAUCUCAUACACAUGUAAUUCUUCACUAAUACUGACACCGGCAUCAGUUUCAUCUCCACGGAGCCAAGCUGGAGGCACUGAACGGAGCUAUUGCGAAUAUCAAGUUUUCACAACAGGAUCAAACAGUAUUUUGAUGACGUUUCUAAAUUUUGACAUGCACCCAUCGGAUGAUGAGCUGACGGUCUAUGAUGGAGAUUCGGCGAACAGUAGCUUAAUCGGAACUUUCAGUGGAAAAUAUGGUAAUGGCUUGUCUCUUGCAUCAAGUGGAAAUAAAAUGUUCGUAACAUUUCGAUCAAAUGGGACCAACAGUAAUUGGAGUGGAUUUGUAGCCAGGUUUACUGAGUUUUACUAUGCCAGUCCGAUGAACAAGUUAAUAUAAUUUAUUGAAUACUGUUCAAGUCUGUAUAUUUCAUGAACAUUUUUCUCACACUCUACCCAAUAAAUAUAACGUU